Messenger RNA from Prosopis cineraria, 1510 nucleotides. Its product is annotated as nucleosome assembly protein 1;3-like. Gene Ontology annotation, cellular component: nucleus; chromatin. NCBI's taxonomy places the organism in Eukaryota, Viridiplantae, Streptophyta, Magnoliopsida, Fabales, Fabaceae. Gene Ontology annotation, biological process: nucleosome assembly; somatic cell DNA recombination. The coding region runs from base 134 to 1246 and encodes 370 amino acids. Gene Ontology annotation, molecular function: chromatin binding; histone binding. The record is from RefSeq and is a predicted model, not a curated record. The transcript is spliced from 12 exons.
UUUUUGAGGGGAAAGCCUCCUUUAGAAAUGUUCUUUGCUUGUUCUCUAGGGUUUUGGCAAAUUGGCUGUACCUUGCCGUGUGGCCAGUGCUUUUCUUGCUCGUAUCUUACGAUAUAACCCCAAACGAAGUUCUAUGAGCAACGACAAGCAUAAUCUCAACAUGGCGGAUCUCAGCUCUGCUCUUAACGAGGAGGAUCGAGCUGACCUAGUCAAUGCUCUCAAGAAUAAGAUUCAGAGUUUGGCUGGUCAACACGCAGAUGUUUUGGAGAGUCUAUCGCCCAAUGUCCGGAAGCGUGUUGAGUUUCUCAGAGAGAUUCAGAGUCAACAUGAUGAAUUAGAGGCAAAGUUUUUUGAGGAAAGGGCAGCUCUAGAAGCAAAAUACCAAAACUUGUAUCAACCUUUGUAUGCAAAGCGCUUUGAUAUUAUAAAUGGUGUUACUGAAGUGGAAGGAGGAGCAAAUGAAACAGCAGCUAACACAGAAGAGGAGAAAGAGAAAGGUGUACCUGUUUUCUGGCUCACUGCAAUGAAAAAUAAUGAGGUGUUAGCUGAGGAGAUUUCUGAGCGAGAUGAAGGCGCGCUCAAGCAUCUUAAAGACAUUAAGUGGAGCCGGAUAGAAAACCCUAAAGGAUUUAAGCUUGAGUUUUUCUUCGAUACCAACCCUUAUUUUAAGAAUUCUAUCUUGACCAAAACUUAUCAUAUGAUUGAUGAGGAUGAACCCAUACUAGAGAAAGCUAUUGGGACGGAAAUUGAAUGGUAUCCAGGAAAGUGCUUGACACAGAAACUGCUUAAGAAAAAGCCUAAGAAGGGUGCAAAGAAUGCUAAACCAAUUACCAAAACUGAAAAUUGUGAAAGUUUCUUCAAUUUUUUCAAUCCACCUGAGGUUCCUGAAGAUGAUGACGAUAUUGAUGAAGAUAUGGCUGAGGAACUUCAGAACCAGAUGGAACAAGAUUAUGAUAUUGGGUCCACAAUAAGAGACAAGAUCAUUCCUCAUGCUGUAUCAUGGUUUACUGGGGAGGCCAUUCAAGGAGAGGAGUUUGGAGAUCUGGAGGAUGAUGAGGAUGAUGAUGAAGACAUUGAGGAUGAUGAUGAUGAAGAGGAGGAUGAAGACGAAGAGGAGGAUGAGGAUGAGGAUGGAGAUGAGGAAGAGAAAAAGAGCAAAAAGAAGUCAUCAGCACACAAGAAGAGUGGAAAAGUGCAAGUAGGAGGUCAGCCAGGCGAGCAACCUCCAGAGUGCAAGCAGCAGUAGCAGAGGUUGUUCUGUUGAGUUUGUAGCUGUCUUUAGGUACCUGAAUGAGUGCUGCUGGGUCAAGAAUGGGUGCAGGUGAUAGCAGUUUUUGAUGGUUAUUUAUUCAUUUUUCUCUCAAUCUUAUAUGAUCUGAGUGGUUUUGAGAGUUCUCUUCUAUUUCCCAAAUCUUUCUGCAGAGAAUGUGGUUAGAUAUAGUUAGAGAUGUGAUUUAUUAUUGCUGGAAUUUGUAUCUCGAACACUUCUAUAAAAGUUAAUUUUAUUGUC